Helobdella robusta is the source of this 672-nucleotide messenger RNA. RefSeq lists its product as hypothetical. Gene Ontology annotation, biological process: carbohydrate transmembrane transport. The transcript is spliced from 5 exons. Gene Ontology annotation, molecular function: carbohydrate transmembrane transporter activity. The record is from RefSeq and is a predicted model, not a curated record. The coding region runs from base 1 to 672 and encodes 223 amino acids. Gene Ontology annotation, cellular component: membrane. NCBI's taxonomy places the organism in Eukaryota, Metazoa, Annelida, Clitellata, Rhynchobdellida, Glossiphoniidae.
AUGACGAACUUCAUAACAGGAACAACGACGAACGCAACAGUACACGUUAUGACGUCAUCGUCGACGUCACCAACAGACUCCACACCUCUCGUCAUCGGUUACGUGGCUGCGUUGGUGUCGACCAGAUUUUUUGGUAGCAAUUUUUUGCCUGUUAAAAAAUUUCGAUCUGGAAAUGGAAUAUUCUUCCAGUGGGUGCUCUGCUCAGGGGUAUGGUCGACAGGUGUGAUGUGUUUUGCCAUCAGGGGCUUUCCCACAUACAGACCCCUCUCCAUGAUUGGUGGGUGGAUCUGGUGCACGGGCAGCAUCGGAAUGGGUAAGGGGUUGUUGGUUUGGGGUGCGGUCUGGCUUUUUACCGGUGGGCCACAUCCAGGACUGGAUUACAUCUUUCCACACUUCACUGGCAUCUUCAUGUCAAGCACUGCAUACCUUCUCGUCUAUUGUGCCCUAGCUAGGAACAAUCCCAUCAUCUAUCCCAACAUUAUCCUACCAGGAUUUGUAUCCGGAUUAAUGUGGGGUACAGCCUGUAUUGCGUUCUUCCACGCUAAUAGUUCUCUGUCCGAGUCCAUCACCUUUCCUAUAAUCACAACGGGCUGGAAGAACUACGCCGUUCUCACAAUCGCCAUUUCAAUUGGAGUGCAGGCUCCAUUCUUACUGGAUUAUCCAAAUGACUGA